AGGCGAAGGGAGCUCAGAAGGUGGUGGCGUCUUACUAGAGGUCGCAGAACGGAGGCGGGCAAGCAGCAUGGCAGCAGCGUUAAUGCUCCGAGCCUCCGUUAGUUUGCUGCACAGGCAUGGGAAAGUCUGUGCAGACUGGCUCGCUCGGGAAAAAAUAGCAGUGAAAACUGCCAAAUUCUCUGGCAUCCAUAUAAAAAAGGUGUCUUCCAGGGCAAUGGCUUCCAAAACUCCAGUUGGAUUUAUUGGUUUGGGAAACAUGGGAAAUCCAAUGGCAAAAAACCUCGUGAAACAUGGUUACCCCAUUAUCGCUUGCGAUGUAUUUCCAGAAGCAUGUAAGGAAUUUCAAGAGCUGGGUACCCAGGUGGGUGAUUCUCCAGCAGAUGUAGCAGAUAAAGCAGAUAGGAUUAUUACAAUGCUUCCAUCUAAUCUUAAUGCAAUAGAAGUUUACAUAGGUACCAAUGGAAUUCUCAAGAAAGUGAAGAAAGGUUCUCUAUUAAUAGAUUCCAGUACUAUUGAUCCCGAAGUUUCAAAAGAAUUAGCUAAAGAAGCUGAAAAAAUGGGAGCUGUUUUUAUGGAUGCCCCUGUUUCUGGUGGUGUUGGAGCUGCUCGUGCAGGAAAUCUUACCUUCAUGGUCGGGGGAGUAGAGCAGGAAUUUGAUGCUGCAAAAGAGCUUCUCACAUGUAUGGGUUCCAAUGUGGUCUAUUGUGGAGAAGUUGGAACUGGACAGGCUGCAAAAAUAUGCAAUAAUAUGCUGUUAGCCAUCAGUAUGAUUGGAACUGCUGAGACCAUGAAUCUUGGAAUCAGGUUAGGGCUUGACCCAAAUCUCCUGGCCAAAAUCUUAAAUAUGAGUUCAGGCCGUUGUUGGUCAAGUGAUACAUACAACCCUGUGCCAGGAGUAAUGGAAGGGGUACCUUCUGCUAAUAAUUAUCAAGGUGGCUUUGGAACAACCCUUAUGGCUAAGGAUCUUGGCUUGGCCCAGAUUUCUGCCACCAACACCAAGUCUCCAGUCCCACUUGGAUCCCUAGCCCAUCAGAUUUACAGGAUCAUGUGUGCCAAGGGCUAUGCCCAAAAAGACUUCUCAUCUGUAUUCCAGUUUUUACGGGAAGAAAACUUGUGAAUUCUCUAUUGACUUUUAACUAGAGACAUUGUUUAAAAAAACAUGUAUUUAGAACCUCUUUCAGAUUAAUCAAUAAAUACAUGAGAUUUAUCAAAGAUCAUGAAUCAUGAUCUCACCCACUUCUGUAUUCUAAAGUCACAGCUAACUCCAAGAUUUCCUAUCUAUAAUUUCAAAUACUGUGGAUUUUUUUUAAAUAAUUUAUAUAUAACUUACUUAAAAGUGCAGUAGUAGAGUUUAAAGAAAACCCGGUAUAUUUGUAUUUACAUACAUACUUCCAAACAACGGUUUUCCAAACUUGUUAUCUCCAGAUGGGAUGGAUUUUAAGUUGGAUUGCAAAAUGGACAUGGGCUACUAGGUUGAGAAAAGAUUUUCUGAACUGUACAAGUAUAAUGGUUUAAAGAGAUCCUGAACUUCCUAAAUAAUAUUCUAAUUUACUUUAAAAAAAAAAUUAUUAUAAUGAAGAGUUAAUGAUAAAAAAUUGUAUUAACUAUUGCAAUUUAUUUGAAAUCUGGUGCUUAUGGUUUUGGAAAGUUAUAGUAAAAAUAACAGUGUGAUACAUGUUUAACAUUUUUUCUUCAAUAGCCUAAUUUUAUAUAUUUUUAAUUUUUUCAUCUUUUCAACAGAUUCAUGCCUACUUCCUUUACUGACAUGCAGAUAUCUUGGUAUUGUUAUAAAUCUAAAAAAAUAAAUCCUUUGAAAUCUAAGGUAAUGAUCACAAGAAGAAAUUUAUGGGCUUAUUGUGGGGGGAGUAUUCUUUUGCUUUUAUUAUGAUCAGAUUCUACACAUAGUCAUACCAAUAAAAUGCAUUUUGAAAAAUACAUAAGCAAAUUAAAGACCUGUCUUGCAUAAACGAGGACAUAGUGUAAAGGUCUGUAGAUUGGUGUGUUCAUUAAAUUUCCAUUCUUGUUUGUUAAGAAUGCAGUCUACAACUAUUAAAAUGGAUAACCACAAUACAGAAUAUAUAUUAAUCUCCUGGUAUCAUAAACAGAUUUUUUUAAACAAAAACUAUUUUUUGUUACUAUCACCAUAUUCUGUUCAGUCCUAGAACUGAAGCAAUAAAAAAAUUUAAUAACCCUUUUUAUAAUUAGCUAUAAUCAUAUAACUGAUUUCAGAUCACUCUUGUGAGGGUUUAAGUAUGGUCAAAUGAACAAUAUGGCAGCAGAAAAAACGCUGGGUGAUUCAAAAUAUAGAGUCAAAAAGACCGAAGAAAGCUGGUUCUAUAGAUCUGAUGGUAGAGCGGAUGUGAUAAAGACAGCACAUAAACACAUGGAGCAUUCUGGAAAGUAAGCAGACUGUUCUAAGAAUAUUAGAAAUGUGAAAUGGGUGAAGCUUUCUCUUUCAUUUUGAUAGACAAGGCUAUUGGGAAAAUACAGCCUGUUAAUUAAAGGUACCUAGGAUAGGGUAGAAGACUUCUUUUUCAUGGAGUGGCUUCCUUGCUGGAUUGGGAGUACUGGAUUUUGUUUCCCAAGCUGUACGUGGGAUUGUUUCCGUUUUGUUUUACAAUUAGGUAAUCUACACAAUCAGCUACGAAUGUGAAUUAAAUUUUAAGUGCUUGAUUUUCUACAGUACUGCAAUUUAAAAAGAAAAACAAAUUCCAUAGUCUGACUUCUUCCAGUCAACUUUUUCCAACUAUUCCAGAGUUUGAAAAAAAUUCCAAAGCCGUUUUGGUGGAAUAGAGCCAGAAAAAUUCUGAUUUGGUAUUACUGUUUCAUUAAAAGUAAUGGCUAUGAAGCCUUGUUGAGAUAAUUGCAGUUAGUUACAUAGGAUAGAUUUUGAUGCUAAACAGUUUAACAUGAAAAAAUACAGUCUUAUAAUGUGUCUUAAUAAGUAAAUUGAGAUGUUUACUCACAUAAAUUUCUUUGAGUUCUGUUCCAUGUUUCCAUCCGAGGUCAAUACAUAAAAUUGCAUGAUUUAGUAACUGAAACAUCAUCGUUUUGUGGCAAUAGGUUCUAUUGAAAGAAAAAGAAGGUGGACAAAAACUGAAAAUACCCAAAUAUUAGUGCUGAUAUGACCACUAACUAAUGCUAGGACAAAAAUUGUAUUUCAGUGCUUUGCCUAGUAUUACAUCACACAAUAUUAUUAUAUGGUCCUACAGGCAGAAUUAUAGGGGAGUGGGAUACAUUAAUUUCUUCCCUUGCCAAUAUUUAAUUAUGAAAACAGUUUGUGUAGGUGGCAGUUUCAAAUGAAUCAGAAGAUAAAAUUCACAAAGUAUUCUGUUGGCUGGCAGUCACUUUCAGAAAAACGGGAUUGUAACCCAUAAUUUAAAGCAACACUAUUGUUCUGAGCAGGAUAGUGAUUUCAGGUUAUGUAAAUUAUUAUGUUAAAUAUCUAGAGAUGCCACCUUGUUUAGCCCAGUGUAGAGAAUAUGGUUUCUUUUCUGUCUGUGAAGUUUUAUAAAUUAUGUGAGCAAUAAUUUCUGAAGUGGUUUGCUUUUUUAAAAAAGCAUGUCCUAUUAUAAAGAUGUGUAUGACUUUCAUGUCUUAACAGUUAACUCCUUGAAACCCAAACUAAAUUGUGAAAUUAGUACUUAAAAUGGCUACCACUCAGAAAAUAGAUCAUUUCUGUAUUAGAUUUAUUACUCCUGUGUUUGAUUUUAUAAUUUAUCAUAAAUUGUAUCAUAACAAUAACAUGAUUUAUUAAAUACAUAAAAAAGAUAUUGAAGGUUUCAAAUCUCAAUCCUUGUUUCUCCUAUUUCUUUAACCAUGGUGCUUAUUAUUUGAUAUCUGAGUAAAAAGUAUGCUUUCACUACUGGACUUAGUAGAUGGAAUUAAAGUAAAGAUUUUUCAUUUCUGAUCAUUUUCUCCUUGCUAAUAAUGUAACAUAAUCAGAGUUAAUUAAACUAUAUCCACUUGUUGGAUAUUAAGUUCCUAGAAAAAGAGGGG
Thamnophis sirtalis is the source of this 3999-nucleotide messenger RNA. NCBI's taxonomy places the organism in Eukaryota, Metazoa, Chordata, Lepidosauria, Squamata, Natricidae. The record is from RefSeq and is a predicted model, not a curated record.